Messenger RNA from Acanthochromis polyacanthus (spiny chromis), 10454 nucleotides. It is a transcript of the gene jmjd1cb, whose product is annotated as jumonji domain containing 1Cb. Gene Ontology annotation, cellular component: chromatin; histone deacetylase complex. The transcript is spliced from 31 exons. Gene Ontology annotation, biological process: regulation of transcription by RNA polymerase II. Bases 279 to 9008 code for a protein of 2909 amino acids. NCBI's taxonomy places the organism in Eukaryota, Metazoa, Chordata, Actinopteri, Pomacentridae. Gene Ontology annotation, molecular function: histone H3K9 demethylase activity; transcription coregulator activity; chromatin DNA binding. The record is from RefSeq and is a predicted model, not a curated record.
AACACGAGUAUGGAUGGCGGCAGUGAUGCGGUUCAGUGUUCCACCGUUUUUACACGCUGAGAGAAAAGAGCCUGACGCUUGAGCGGGUGGAGACUGCUACUCAUUUAAAUCCCCCGGAUCGUUUUUUCAGCGUUUAACAAAGAAUCAUUUUUCCUUUUUUUAUUUUCUUUCUGCCGUUGGAUUCUGUAGAGCUGAUUUAAUGUCGUAAAUGAGUGGCGUGUAAGGGCGUCGUUGUUGGGAAGUUUUUUCGAGGGGGGGGUUUUGACCAGCUAAGGGCCAUGGCAGUCGAGGCUCGGCCGGAGCUGGUCGGGAAGCGGUUUCUCUGUGUCAGCGGAGACGACCCGCCUGAAAUCGGCGACAUCGGUCGGUGGCUGUGGAGGUCCGGGGUUAUACGAGCCGUCAACCUUCGUGACAGCGACACUUCCGAACUGACGGUAUAUGUGGAGUUUGACGACCAAGAGUGGGAGAAGAGAGAGUGGGUGAAGGUCUACGAGGAUUUCCAGCUGUUUCUACUGGAGCACCAGCUGGUCUGGGUCAAGAGGAAGGAGGGAGCAGCAGCAGCAGCAGGAGGAGGAGGAGGAAGCCUGCUGCAGGGAACCAAGGCCAAACACAUACAGUGGCCUGCCCUGACGUUUAAGCCAGUGGUGGGGAAGAGCCUGUUGUCGUCAGUAACAGCAGUGGAAUUCUUAUUGGACAGACAGUUGGACUUCCUGUCUGACCAUUCAGCCUUCCAACCAUACCAGGAUGAGGUGGACAGUCUGAACCCAGUGUUAAGAGACAACCCUCAGCUCCACGAAGAAGUGAAGGGCUGGCUCAAAGACCAGAAGGUGCAGGAAAUUUUUAUGCAAGGUCCCUACUCGUUGAAUGGCUAUCGUGUGCGUGUGUACAGACAGGACUCAGCCACCCAGUGGUUUACUGGCAUCAUUACGCAUCACGACCUAUUCAGUCGAAACAUGGUCGUUAUGAAUGACCAGGUGCUAGAGCCUCAGAACGUGGAUCCCUCAAUGGUCCAGAUGACCUUUCUGGAUGACGUUGUCCACUCUUUGCUGAAAGGAGAAAACAUUGGCAUCACUUCCAGACGGAGGUCACGAUCCAGUCAGAACAACAACAGUGCACACAUGGCGGGAGGGAGACCCAGCGGGACCACUGGCAGCAUUCAGAGUCACUACACACGAGCCCAAGCCAACAGCCCUCGCCCCAUCAUGACAUCAUCCGGCCCCAACCCUAAAGGUUCCCAGGGAGCGAUGGCCUCCCAGCAGCAGAGCCAGUCACAGCAAAGCCAGCAGCCAGCCAGCCAAUCCCACCACUCACCAGGAAGCAGUGGGCGGGAACAGAGAGAGCAGCGCAGCGCUCGCUCUUCCAGGAGGAAAGGAUCAGACAGCAGUAUUCCAGAGGAGGACAAGGACAGGAAAGAAGAGCCCACAGGGCGAGAGUCCAAGUCCAAGGUGAAGCAGGCAAUGAACAAACGGAGGAAGGGCGAAGAAGAUGAGAAGAAGACGGGUCUAAAGAGGCUCAAGACUGACAUGACGUCUGAUUUAUCAGAGAGCAGUGACUCAGAAAACCCACACAACAAGAGGACUGCCCACUCUUCCUGCUCCUCUUCCUCCUCAUCGUCCUCCUCCUCUUCUUCCUCCUCCUCCUCUUCCUCUUCCUCAGAGCCUAACUCUGAAAAUGAGCUAAAGACUCGCAGCAGUGAUGUAAAACCUAUUGCCGUCUCCAAAAUGGAGGAGGAUGAAAAACCACUGUUGCAAGGACCCAAAAUUAAUGAUUCCUCAGCUCUUAUUGGACGCAUGUCCCCAUGGGUGGAGCUUCAAGCAACAGAGGACAUCAAGAAGAGUGUGGUGAAGGACACAGAGAUAUCGAAGGAGGAGGAAGAAUUGGUGGCAGUAACACAGAUCACCCAGCCACCACGGCAGCUGACACCUCUGAUGUCUGAUGCAGUCCAGGGUGGUAUUAUUGAGAACAGCAAGAAUCCUGUGAAAGCAUCACCUCGAUCCCAGACACCAUUGCUGUCCCACCUUCACGGAGGUGGCGUGAUUGACAUCACAGAUGACGCCCAGGCCACCGCGCACCGUGAGAGUUCAGAGGCAGUGUCAGCGCUGCUCGCCUCCCAGAAGGCAGAAUCCACAGCCCUCUCACCUUACCUCCCUCUCAACCCCUCCCCGGUCUCCUCGCCUCCUGUCCCUCCAUCUCCCUCGGCAUCAGAGGGAGGCCGCAGGAUGGAGGUAGACCCUCCUGUUCAGCAGCAGCUAGGAAUCAUGGGAAGUGGAAUGACAGCAGCCAGGAGCUUAAGCAGCAAAAUAGAGUUUGCUCCCUCUGAAGUCAUCAGGCCUGUCACAUCGAUGGCUGAAAACGUGUUGCUGGUGGAAAAAGAGAAAACUGUCCUUUCUCAUCAUCAUCUUCAUCUUCAUCAGCAGCAGCAUCACACACAACUGCAGCACUACACAUCUAUCCACCCUGGCAUCAAGAGUCCAUCUUUAUCUGAAGAGACGAGAAAACACCCACAGCAGCAACUGUCCCCCCACAAGAUGAACACAGCCCCCCCCACUGACUUAGCCAAGUCCAAAAUGAGCCCCAGCCCAAACUCCAACUCAGCUCAGCUCGACUCCCUAAAACAAAAAUCCCAGCACCCCAACAACUCUCUGAGCCACUCCUACCCGAACACAAACCCAGCUGACCUCCUCAAAGCGAAGCCUCACCCGGGCAUGCUCGACAUCUCUAAACCUAAACCCAACACCUCCCCAGAGGUCUCUAAACAUAAAAUACAGAGGUACUCGGAUACCUCCCCACCUCCAACAGGCCGUUUGUCUAAGUUGGAGUCGGAGCCUCAGCGGUCUGGUUUCAAGCCAGUGCCGCCACGGUCGGAGUCGAGUGGAGUCAGUACGAGUAGCAGCACCAAGAGUCCGCUGAUCAUCGACAAGAACGAGACUUUCACUGUUUACAGGGACCCAGCACUGGUUCGCUCUGACACAGAGAACUCCGUCUCUGCAACCGUCUCUUCCAACCACGUGACGGCGUAUCUCCAUCCCCAUCUGCACACCUUGCACUCCCCCUCUCCUCACUCCCCCUGCCUGACUCCUGCAUCGCACCCCCAUGCCACCCCCCAUGCCGCCUCCCACCUGCUUGCGCCUCCUCACACCUCCGCCCUACCUCACCCGCACCUUCUGCCCCCCGGGGUGCUCCCAGCCAUGCCCCCUCCUACAGCCAAUCUCCUCGGGGGCCACCCUCGGCUCGACACCCCAGGCGGUUUGGGUCAUCUCGCCCUGCCUCAUCCAGCAGCCGCACACCAGCAGCAGUUCCUGCAGGGUCAGGGCCACCCUCCACCCUCUCUUCUAGCCCAGGCUCACGGCGGGGCAGCAGGGCUUGGCCUAUACCCCAUCCUUUGGCAGUACCCUAAUGGAACACCACCGUCCUACCCCCCAGGACUCAACCUGCCCCCCACAAAAUGGGUCCACCCUGAAAAUCCUGUCACUGUAAACUCUGAAGUCUCUCUCAGGAGGAACACAGCCAGUCCGUGGUUGCACCAGGCUGCUGGUGGCGCUGGUGACGCUUUGGGUUUGCUGGGCCACGUUCCUGUCCGACCAGCCAGCGCCGAUGCCCACCGCUCCGCUGUCAAGAUCAACACACAUGCUAGCCCUCCGCUGUCAAAGGCCAGCAUGGAUGUUCAUAAAGAAGAUGUGGAUAAGAAAGGCUUCGUGGAUCCCAUCAGGUCGCUGACUUUAGGACAGCUAAAACAGGAGCAGACGGACAGAAGUCGCACCCCGACAGGAAAAGAUGUCCACAUGCAUCGCCUUUACCUCGAUCCCCACAACAAGACGCGUCUGACAAACACACAGGAUGCAGUUCAGGCAGCAGACCGAGCAAGUAAAUACAAAGAGGAGAAUCGGCAGAUCCUAAAAGAGAGCAUCGAGGUCGCUCCCUUCACUGCAAAGAUCCAGCGUGCCAGUGACCCUGGAAUGGACAGGGACAGAGAGAGAAGCAGAGAUCCAGCCUUCCCUGUUCGAAUACCAGCUCUCCCUUCUCCCAGCUCCAAGUCCAGCCACGCCCAUCCGCACGCCAUCCAGUCCGAGAAGAGUAACUACUUCACCACGCUGUCAAACAGUGUGGUGAAUGAGCCUCCCAGACUCUACCCCUCCAAAGAACUCAGUUCUUACUACAACAAAGUAUCAGUUGGAGCCCCGGGGGUUGUGGCUAGUGUCGGGGCGGCCGUGCCAAGUCAGGGAUCUCUGUCGCUUGGCAGUUACAACUCCAAAGCCUCCCUCUGUAAGCCUCCUCCCCUCAUUAAACACCAGCCAGAGGGAGGAGAGGGCUUGGCAGGGAAAAUCACCGAGCAGCUCAGCCAGCAGGUGACACUAGUCCAACCCCAGCAUCAGCACCACACCAGUGUAGACAGGAUAGACCGCGGCAGCCCUGCCAUUUCUCCUUCCUCUUCUACGUCGUCCUCUUCAUCCUCUGUCUCCAACCACCAUCACCACCACCAACAGCAGCACCACCAGCUCAGGGCAAUGCCAUCUCUCCACCGAGCACCCGUCUUCCAUCCGCCCACACAGCACGCUCUGGAACGCAAAGAGGCCGCAGAGCGAGAGAGGGAGCGAGAGAAAGAAAGGGAGAGGGAGAGAGCUGGUUAUGGUGGACGCCUGUCUCCACCAACCCUCACUCCUAUCCAGCCAGUCAGCUUGGUGGCAGCUGGCAGCAAAACAUCAGUGGAGCAGCAGAAGCCCCCCACGCUGCUGCCGGAGCUCAGGGACAUCAAAGGUCAUGGAAACGCUGCUGCCAUCACCUCUGUGGCCUCUGCCGUCAGUGGGGAGAUUAUAACUUCAUCAACAGAUGGGUGGAGAGGUGGAGAGAUGAUUCAGGAAAGAGGAGGGGUGUACUGUGUAGAGAAAGGGCUGUCAAGAGGCAAGCCCCAGGCAGCGAUGGCAUCGGUCAUUGUACGUCCAUCUGCAUCUGCUAAGUAUGACAGUCCUGUUGGUGCUAACAAAUCUGGUGCUAUUAUUCAUAAGGAGCUCCCCCAGGGGAGGUUCUACCCAUCCAAAGUUCAGGGCGAAUGUCCAAGACUUGGCGAGAAUGCGAGAGAGUCGGGAUCUGGAAGGGUUAUCCAGCCCAACUCGAACUUGGAUGAUAUGUGUUUCCUAUAUAAUAAGACUUCUAUGCGCGGCAUGCAGGGACCUACAGGAGCCAGUGUCACAAACUCUGUGUGCAGGACUGCAGUUUCAGCAUCAUCAACUUUUGUUGUGCAGAAUAAAAGUGGUGCAGCCCCCUCAGAGCCAGGCUACUCGGUCUCAGAUCGGGGUGCAUUUACAGCCUUUAAAACCGGCUUUGGAGGCCGCGUGCUGAGCCACUCAGGACUGGAGAGGGAGCGGGAGCACCAGGAGGGCUUUGGCUCACGUACCACAUCACCAGGGGUGUCUUUGCCUCCAGUUAGUUCAGCAGGAACACCCCACCCCAGUCUAAGCCUCACCCCAGUUCCUAGCUCCAUUUCCGGCUCUAGUCAGCCUUACUCUCCCUCUUUUAUUCACCUCAAGAAGCACAAAGCUGCUUUAGCUGCAGCUCAGUCCAGAAGCAGCCUCCCUACUGCUUCCACAUCCAUAACUGGAAACUCCACCCUAAUUGUAGAUUCAAUCGACAAAACUCCCAUUCAUAACUCCCCUCCUCCACCCGCUUUGAGCCAAGCCUCCUCAACCUCGGUUGACAGUAGCAGCAGUAGCAGCAGCAGCAGCUCAGCUAGCGGGAGCACAACACCAGGCAAGUCCAGCCCCUUGCCUAAUGGCCAGUCCUCUGGAUCGGCCUCAUCAAGCUGCGGGCAGCCCUCUAAUUACCACAAGCUCAAGAAAGCCUGGCUAACUCGGCACUCUGAGGAGGACAGGAACACAACUGCUACUACGUGCUCCACCAGUGCUAAAGCAGAGAAACUGCCCAGCACCACUACCAGCACAAGCAACACCACAGCCAUGUCAGAAAUGAUCAAACCCUGUACCGUCAACCUCAGCGCCUCGACAUCCAGCGAGGUGGAGAUGAGCAAAGACAGCGCAGGUAAAGGUGAGAGAGAGAGACAGCUGGAGGAGAAGCUGCUGGGGGCGGCAGGAGGAGGCGGGGAGGAGAGAAAAGCGGCUCCUUUAUCCAGACGGGGAGGCAAACGCUCAUACGAGUCCGGUUCAGAGAGUGCAGGUGAUGACUCUGACACGAGCGAGAGCAAGAUGGAGGGCCGAGCCAAGCGUCAGCCUAAACCAACCUACAAGAAGAAGCAGAACGACAUGGCCAAGAAGAAAGGAGACAAUGAGAAAGACGAAGACGACAUGAAGCCCAACGGUAUCUUCAGAUCAGCCAGAGAGAAGACGAAGCUCAAACUCGCCAGCAGCAAUGGAAUCCCCCGCUCUGUGCUGAAGGACUGGAGGAAGGUGAAGAAGCUGAAGCAGACGGGGGAGUCUUUCCUGCAGGAUGACUCGUGCUCGGAAAUCGGACCCAACCUGCAGAAGUGUCGAGAGUGCAGAGUGAUCCGCAGCAAGAAGGGCGAGGAGCCGGCACAUUCCCCCGUCUUCUGUCGCUUCUACUACUUCAGACGGCUUUCCUACAGUAAAAAUGGAGUUAUCCGAAUGGAUGGCUUCUCCACUCCGGACCAGUUUGAUGAUGAGGCCUUGAGCCUGUGGGUCCCUGGGGAGAUGGAUGAGACCCACCUGGACCAAACCACAGCCAAGUACAUCCUCAGUUUUAUAGGAGACAAGUUCUGUCAGAUGGUAGUGAUGGAGAAUACUGCAGCUAGCUGGGUGAAGAAGGACGCCAAGCUGGCAUGGAAGAGAGCGGUGAGGGGGGUGAGGGAGAUGUGUGACGCAUGCGAAGCAACACUCUUCAACAUCCACUGGGUCUGUCAGAAAUGUGGCUUUGUUGUCUGCCUGGACUGCUACAAGGCCAAGGAGAGACGGAGCUCCAAAGAUAAAGAACUAUAUGGAUGGCUGAAGUGUGUUAAAGGCCAGCCCCACGAUCACAAACACCUCAUGCCAACACAGAUCAUACCUGGCACAGUGCUGACAGAGUUGGUGACAUCCAUGCACACUCUGAGAGACAAGCAUGAAAUCAAAUCUCAUUGUCCCUGCAUGAGCAAGCAGAACCUCCUUACCAAACUACCUGCUACCAACGGAGUCUCACAGGUUCUGCAGAACGUGUUGAACCACAGUAACAAGCUGUCUCUGGUGAAAGCUGAGGCAGGCUCUCAGCAGAACUCUGACCAAGUAGGAACCAAGGCAGAAACUAACGGUGGAGGAGGAAGCAGUCCAGACAGUGAUUCUGGAAGUGCUCCCGUCACCCCGCCGGAGUCCCAGUCUCCUCUACACUUCCUGGCUGACCUAGCAGAGCAGAAAUCCAGAGAGGAAAAGAAAGAAAACAAGGAGUCACUGCUGCUCGGUAAAUCCAUGAAGGAGGACAAGGAGGAGGACAGCCUUGAAGUCCUGCAGCAGUGUAAAACCACUUCACUGGUGGCAAACAGCACAGAGCAGGGCUCCACACUCAGAGAUCUGCUCACUACCACAGCAGGGAAGCUGAAGCUGGGUUCUACGGACGCAGGGAUCGCCUUUGCACCCGUCUACUCCACCGCUUCACAGACUGGAAAGGGUGGACGCACCAUGCCCAAUAUCCUCGAUGACAUCAUUGCUUCGGUAGUAGAGAAUAAAAUACCUGCCAGCCGCCAGAACAUUACCACCAAGCUGUCAAUCAAGCAAGAACCUGUCACCCCAAGCAUCAUCAGCAACAACAGCAGCAGCAACGCCCCAGCUGUUACUGAGGCUGUCAAACCAGACAAAAAGAAGUCAGCACCUGUAACCACAGGUUUACCAGAGGAUUCAACCAAUCAGCAUCCAGACAUUCCUCACUGCUGGUUAAACAACAGACGAUUACUGUGGCUCAAAGAUCACCGCAACCAAAACAACUGGAAGCUGUUCAGACAGUGCUGGAAACAAGGACAGCCUGUGUUGGUGUCAGGGAUCCAUAAGCGGCUGAACGCCAGUCUGUGGAAGGCUGACUCCUUCAACCAGGAGUUCGCGGAUCACCAAGGAGAUCUCCUCAACUGUAAAGACCAGGUGGUAUCCAACUCUGGGAUCAAGGAGUUCUGGGAUGGAUUUGAGGAUAUCACCAAGCGACCCAAGUCUAAAGAUGGAGAACCGAUGGUCUACAGGCUGAAGGACUGGCCGUCUGGAGAGGAGUUUAUGGCUCUCAUGCCCUCAAGAUAUGAUGACUUGAUGAAGAACUUACCCCUGCCAGAGUAUUCUGAUCCAGAGGGGAACCUGAACCUGGCCUCCCACCUGCCGUCUUUCUUUGUCAGGCCGGAUCUGGGGCCGAGACUCUGCUGUGCCUACGGUGUAGCUGCCUCUCAGGACCAGGACUUUGGGACUGCCAACCUCCAUGUGGAAGUCUCAGACGUGGUCUCUGUUCUGGUCUAUGUGGGAGUAGCUAAGGGCAACGGAGUCUUGUCCAAAACUGGCGUGUUGAAGCGUCUGGAGGAGGAAGAUCUGGAUGAGGGGGUUCGAAGGAGGCUGAAGGACUCCAGUGAAACACCGGGGGCACUGUGGCACAUCUACCUCAACAGGGACAUGGACAAGCUCCGAGAGUUCCUGCACAAGCUGUGCAAGGAGCAGGGAUUGGACGUGACACUUGACCAGGACCCAAUCAGAGAGCAGGGCUGGUACCUGAGCAGGAAGCAGCGUCAGCGGCUGUUGGAUGAGUACGGAGUUCAGGGCUGGACCGUGGUUCAGUUCCUGGGAGACUCUGUCCUCAUACCAGCAGGAGCCAUGCACCAGGUCCAGAACCUCCACAGCUGUGUUCAGGUCAUCAAUGAUUUUGUGUCUCCUGAGCACGUGGCCAGCUCCUUCCACCUGACCCAGGAGCUGCGACCCAACAAAGAGGAAGUCAACUAUGAGGAUAAACUACAGGUGAAGAACAUUCUGUACCACUGUGUGAAGGAGGCAGUGAGCUCCUUGAAGAGAAGCAGCUCUGAGAUGGACGAGGAGGAGAAUUUAUGACACCGCCUCCUCCUCCUCCACACCUUCCAGAGAGGGCCGUGAUUCCCUUCAGCAUUUCACCACACCCUCCUCACGGGGAGGUCACAUGACCGCUGACAUUUGCCGUGUCAGAGCUCGUCACGUGACCCAGGGGAGCUCACAGCGCGAACCGCUCCGGCGUCGCACAUCCAGGUGGCCAGUAAGAGGCACGACCACCUCCAUCAUCACCCCAAACCUUCAGUGCCAAGAGGAGACGACCACGAGACCAGAGAGCCGCUGGACUGACGGGGACUGGAGCUCUGUGGGCAGCAGCAUGUUGGCCGGGACACCUGGUAAAGCCACAGACCGGAGUGAGAGAGACUACAAACCUCUGCUGGAAACAACUGACCUCAUUAGUGUGACUUGUAGUGCAUUCUGCAGAGCGCCCCCUGCUGCUCACUGACUGUAAUCUGAAGGCUCGGAGCUUUAGUCCCUGUUUGUAGCAGUCGCCCAAACUAACGUCUUGGACAGAAGAAACUAUUGCUGAUCACAACAGCAUCACCAGCAGCAUCAGGAUCAAAACUUACGUCUCUGAUGUUUUUGAAAUUUGAAAAAAAAAAAGAUUUGAGGGAAGAAAAAAAAUGCAAACCAGAAAUCUCAGAUGUUUCAGUCGGCAGUCUUAUCUGCUUCCUCGUUUGUUAUUCCCUCUGUGAUCUGUCUGUUCUCGUCCUUCUUUUCUAGUUCUUUCUGUAUGUUGCAGUUUUGUUCUUGGCUUUCUUUUUCAUACGACAUGGUUUUGUUUCCUCUGUGAAGAUGUAUUUAUUUUAUAGUUCUAUGAUGAUGCAAUGCUAAUGAGACAAAAAAGCAUUAAUGUAAAUGUGAGUUGUACAGUUUUUUUUUCUUUUGCUAUGUGGUUUUCAAUUGUAAUACGGCUCUACUGUGAUGGAGGACACACAACGCGUGCACGCACACACACACAUGUACACACAUACGCACACACCACACACACACACACACACACACACACACACACACCAGCUAAUGCCUGCAACUUUGGGAAAUGUUGAUGCUCUACAGUCCUCAUGCCAUAAAUACAUUUUCUGAAAAUGAACUGCCAAACUAUUGUAAAGACUGUGUAAAAUUGUAUUAUGUAAAGGAAAAACUAAAUGGCUUAUACACUUCAGCAUUUUAUUAAAGAAAGUAUUCGCUGUACAAUUGAGACAUUUACAAAAAAGAUGUAAUUUAUUUAAGAAAAGAAUUGAUUGUCUUGUUUUUGUUAAGAUUUACUAUGGUGAACUUUUGAAGUUAAAAGACAAAAUAAUAAAAAACUAUAAUAUGUAAAUAUAUACAUAUAUAUACAUUCACUGAGGUAUUUUUUUAAAAAACAUGGCUUGCUUCAAUUUCAAAUUUUAAAGUGCAAGUGUUACAUGCUUUGUACAUUGAAGUUCAAAAGGGUUUUACAUUUUCCAUUAAAAUGGAUUUAUUAAA